AUGAAGCUAGCAUCUUCCGUCCCUGCCAUAUCCAUCUUCCUCCUUCUAACCACCGCGAAAAAUACAACCGUUCCGAAAGAGACUCCAACAGCAGCAAUUAAUCUAGCCUCGUUCCAUAGUACCAUCGGAGCCAGGGACUUAUCCUCCGACGUAUCCCUCGAUCCCUCUGAGCCAUCUGAACGAUCCAACCCAUCCGACCCAUCUCUCGAUGUCCGCCCCCCAAAGAAGCCCAAGAAGGAAAAAGAACCAGAAACUUGCUCAAGAAACUCAGAGUGCUUCUGGAACCACAUAUGCAUUGACGGCGUAUGCGUCCCUUCAAGAAGCACGGCCGUUGGCGAAAAUGUCAGGCAAAUAGGCAAAAUUGUCUCAGAAAUUAUCACUGUUGUUAUCAUCGGUGUGGGAGCGGAUGGGGCGCCGGGGGACGAAUGGGGUGAUAUUGGACCGGAUUCUGGGGAUAUGGAGGAGCUUGUUGAUAGUGGGGAUACGACGACCACGCCGGCGAGUUUGGAGAGACGGGAGUUGGUUGUGGAGGCCAGGGAGUUUGAUUUGGAAAUUGGCGAGAAUCCGGACGAGGAUGGUCUAGAUUCUGAGCUUAUUGAGAAGGGGAAGACUGCUUAUUGGGGAAAUUACUGA
Molecule: messenger RNA, 633 nt
Organism: Penicillium atrosanguineum
Lineage: Eukaryota; Fungi; Ascomycota; Eurotiomycetes; Eurotiales; Aspergillaceae
Product: AMP-dependent synthetase/ligase
Exons: 4
Coding region: 1-633 (210 amino acids)
Source: RefSeq, a predicted model, not a curated record